UAUUUAGUUAUUAAAUAAAUAAUCAUAAUCAUGUAUAAAAUUUUUCGUCGCGUUUUUCAAAACUUAAUUAUCAAUAAUUUAAAUAAAUAUUCUUUUAUUGCUUAUAAUCCAUUGAACUUUAGCACAUCAUGUCAGAAAUACACAGCUGGAUUAAUUAUAAUUGGAGAUGAAAUAUUAAAAGCGCAAGUGAAGGACACUAAUUCAUACUUCAUGUGCUCACUUUUGUAUGAGCAUGGAGUUAAAGUUGAAAAAAUAUCAAUUAUUAGUGACAGCAUAGAAGAAAUUGCUAAUGAAAUAAGAUUAUUCUCUGGUAAAUAUAAAUAUGUAAUUGCAUCUGGUGGCGUUGGACCUACUCAUGAUGAUAAAACUUAUGAAGGCCUCGCUAAAGCUUUUGGAGACUCUUUACAUUAUCAUCCAACACUGAUGAACAUUAUAAAAGAAAUAUCUGACGUUGAAGAUAAAAAUUCCCCACUGUUUAAAGUCGCUUAUAUCCCAAAAAUUGCAAAUCUGAAAUUUGGGAAAAAUGAUCAAGGUCAAUUAUUAAAAUUUCCGUGUGUUAAUGUUGAGAAUGUUUAUGUAUUUCCUGGAUCUCCGAUAUAUUUUGAGCCAUUGUUUAAAAGCUUGUGUAAAGAGAUAUUUAAUGCACAUAAAAGAUUUUGUAAAAGGGAAUUAUACAUAGAUGCCAAAGAAGAUGUAUUUGCUAAUGCAUUAACAAGUGUUGCUAAUGAAUUUCCUGAUGUUGCUUUCGGCUCUUAUCCUAUUAGCGACCAAAACUUUUACAAAGCGCGCGUUACAGUUGAAAGUGAAGAUCAAUUAAUUACUGAAAAAGCAGCCGGAAAAUUUUGCAGUCUAAUUUCUUCUGAUAUUUUAGUUAAUUAUGAUAAAUCUCCUGAAGUAAAUUCUUUAGAAAAGUACAAAGAAUUUAUUUCCAAAAUUGAUCAAUCAAAAGCUAAGAUUUUUACAGAGACAGUCCAGGAAUUAAAAGAAAUUUUAAGUAAUUCUAAUGUAGUUAUUCAGUAUGAUUUUUCUGUUGAAUCAACUGUAUUGUUACACCUUGUUCAUAUUGCCCGAACUUCAUUAAACAGCAAUGAAAUUAUUGAUGCUUUAAUUGUAAAGGAAAAAAAUAAACCAAUAAAUGUUGAAAAUUUUCAUAAAGAUAUUUUAAGUCGGUACAAUGUAAAAUUAACCGUAUUGGAUGCGGAAACAAAAAUAAACUUAGAAAAUAUAAAAAUACUUUAUCCAGAAUUAAAAACAUUGUUGCUUACUGAAACAAAUAACACAAAGGACAAUUCAGCAAUUGUAAAAUUACUGAAACAGUUGUCGCCGUCAAUCGAAAUUAAAACUCCACUACUCGAAUGGAAUUCAGAAACUUUGUGGAGCUUUACUCGGUCUCUCUGCCUUCCUUACAUUAAAUUGUAGUACUACAGGUAAUUUAAUAAUAAACGCAUCACUUGCCUGCAAAGUAACAAGAUUUAUUGCAACCAUAAAUUACAUUUCUUAACGACCAAAAGAUGAUACUUAUAUUACUUACUAAAGUUAUGAUUACGCACCCUUGUACAAAAAUAUUAUAUUUUUUAAGUAUUAAAUAAAUUUUAAAAAUGUGUAUUUAAAUAUAAUUAU
This is a messenger RNA of Cotesia glomerata, 1620 nucleotides long. RefSeq names its product FAD synthase-like. The record is from RefSeq and is a predicted model, not a curated record. Bases 31 to 1419 code for a protein of 462 amino acids. NCBI's taxonomy places the organism in Eukaryota, Metazoa, Arthropoda, Insecta, Hymenoptera, Braconidae. The transcript is spliced from 10 exons.